Molecule: messenger RNA, 315 nt
Organism: Rangifer tarandus platyrhynchus (Svalbard reindeer)
Lineage: Eukaryota; Metazoa; Chordata; Mammalia; Artiodactyla; Cervidae
Source: the annotation of a GenBank genome assembly
AUGUCCAACUCUUUGCAACCACAUGGACUGCAGCAUGCCAGAAUUUUCUGUCCUUCACUGUCUCCCAGUUUGCUCAAACUGAUGUCCAUUGAGUCGAUGAUGACAUCCAACCAGCUCAAUCCCUGUUGUCCCCUUCUCUGCCUAUCCUCAAUCUUUCCCAGCACUAGGGUCUUUUCCAAUGAGUCGGCUCUUCACAUCAGGUGGCCAAAGUAUUGGAGCUUCAACUUCAGCCUCAGUCCUUCCAAUGAAUAUUCAGGGUUGAUUUCCUUUAGGAUUGACUGGUUUGAUCUUUUUGCCGUCCAAGGGACUCUGUAA